AUGUGCAUUUUUGAAAAAUCAAAUUUUGUACUGCGGGCACAUCAUCGGAAAAGAUGGUAUAAAAAAGGAGAAAAAGAAAAUGGAAGUAGUAGAAAAGCUGCCAAGACCCAAGAACUGUCGUUCAAUCCAAAUCUGCCAAUCGUUUUAGCUACGGAUGCUAGUCCAUAUGGAGUCGGAGCCGUAUUAUCGCAUGUUUAUCUAAACGGAACAGAGCGAGUAAUAGAAUACACUUCGAGCACGUUAAAUGAUACGCAAAGAAAAUAUACACAGAUCGAUAAAGAGGCGCUUACCGGCGUACAGUGCAAUGCGGAUGCAGCACUACGCGGUUUCCUCCAGGGUUUUGAUUUUGAUAUAAAAUUUAGAAAAACUGAAAAUCAUGGCAACACUGACGGAUUUUCGCGACUACCAAUAAAACAAAAUAAUAGGGCGAAGUAUGAUGUGCUAGACGUGUAUACUGUUGAUACAUUAAAUAUGCUACCUGUUAAAGCAAAUGAAAUUCAAACAGAAACGCGUAAAGAUGAGAAUCUCUUAAAAAUAGUUGAAUCUCUGGAACAAGGCAAAUGUUUAAAAAAAUUUGGGUUGCAAAACCACGAAUUCGCGUUAAAUAACGGAAUUCUGUUAAGAAAAGAUAGAGUUGUAAUUCCAGAAAAAUUCAGAAAUAAAAUUCUUAAAGAAUUGCACUUAGGCCAUAUAGGCAUUGUUAGUUUAAUAAUCGUUUAUGUCCCGGGUUCUUAUGCACCGGUGCAGGCGAGGAUCUGUGUGUGUCAGUGGGUAAAUAAUCAAAAUCGGUUUAAUAUGAGAACUGUUAUAAAUGCUGCGUUUGAGUUCGCUACAGAAUAUUCGCGAAUGAAAGCCCUAGCGAGAAACUAUGUUUGGUGGCAAGGAAUAGAUUUAGAAAUUGAAAAAACUGUUCGUAGUUGUAAGGAAUGUAGUCGCGUUCAAAAUAAUCCGAAGCCGGCGCCAUUGCAUCAUUGGGAGCCUACUGAGGAAGCGUUCCAAAGAAUCCAUAUGGAUUUUGCAGAACCAUUUGCAGGUUAUAAUUUUCUAGUUUGCGUAGAUGCGCAUACUAAAUGGCCUGAAGUUUAUGUAAUAAAUAAUAUUACUGCUUCAAGUACUAUUGAAAAAUGUGAAAUUUUUGCUAGAUUCGGUAUUCCACGAAUGCUAGUAACAGAUAAUGGUAGAACAUUUAUAUCACAAGAGUUUCAAAAUUUUAUCAAAGCAAAUGGGAUUAUCCAUAGACUGACAGCUCCUUAUCACCCGGCUACCAAUGGUGCAGCGGAAAGAUUCGUACAAAUAUUGAAACAAUGGUUGCGUAAAACAAAUUUAGAAAAUAAAAUGUAA
Messenger RNA from Nylanderia fulva, 1341 nucleotides. Lineage: Eukaryota; Metazoa; Arthropoda; Insecta; Hymenoptera; Formicidae. The record is from RefSeq and is a predicted model, not a curated record.